CCCGUUUUUCGCGGUUUCCCCCUUAGGCGGCAUGCACAUGCAUAACUAUCUCUUGUGCUUUUAUUAUUUUUCACCUUCUCCCCACUACCAAUUAUACCAACGCCUUUGACAAGUUAUACUAUAACUACACAGAAACUCGGCGUGGUCUAUACAUUACUUCUAAUCACGUUGACACAUUUUCAACAUGUCUUCGCCUUCCAAUCGUCGCACACGAAGUUCGCAAGCCGGUACUCCAGGCCGGACCACACGAAAUUCCUUAGCCCCUUCAAGCAGUCCUGCAAAUGGAGGUUCAUCCCAAAAUGGAGCGCCAAAUCGUCCUUCACAACUAGUAUCAAGCCCUCUAUUUUACCAGUCAUCUCCUGCAAAUGGAAAUGACAGAAAUUCUCCUGCAUUGCGUCACAAUACCGACAGCCAAAGUACCAACCCGAAUCAGAAUGCCGCACCUAGUUCGCCCCUACAACAUAUGGCAGGGAAUGAUGGCGAUCGCACACCUAGAGCCCGAUCCAUGAUGGGUGGUGAAUCGUCACCCAUCCGCUACGAAGCAAGCUCAAGUCCAGGCCGUGCCUUGAACCCGCAAUCCGAUCUUCGAAGCGAAAGCAGCAACUUAUUCGUGGGCCCGUCUGAUACCCCAAGGGCCAGCCGAGUGAACCGAAGAGGUGAUAUCAAUUCGGAGAUAUUUAGUAGCACUGGACGAAGUGGCGGUAGCCGUGUUAUUCUAGACGAUGCUGGGCGCGUAGUUCGAGAGAUACAUUCUGAUGCCGCAACUUUUUCCAACCUGAAUCCAAACACCACUGAUGCCGACGCACUCGGUGGUCAAGAUAAUGCGACAAUCUGGGGUACUACUGUCUCCAUUGACGAUACCUACGCCGCGUUCAAGGAUUUCCUACGAAACUUCACCAAAAAGUACCGUAUGUGGAGCUUAGGGAUGACGACAGAAGAGACCGAUGCUGAGCCUGAUGCUACUUCUAAGCCAUACUGGGAGGAGCUUCAGAAUAUGCUUAUUCUCGGCCAACGAAUCCUGUACGUAAACGUUCAGGACUUCAAGCUAUACCCGCCUACCAGAAAGAUGUGGCAUCAAAUCCAGCAUUAUCCCCAGGAAAUCGUGCCAUUGAUGGACCAGUCCGUUCACGACUUGAUGAUUGAGCUUGCCCAAGCUGAAAUGGUCAAACAACGAAGCCAAAGCAAUGGAGCUUCAGCCACGCAACCCAGUGUUCCAAGUUCCGAUAUGCACGUUCCGAGUUCAGAACGUGGUGAUGAGCCCCAAUCUUCGCAACGACCUCCACAAGGUCCUACUUUAGAAGAAAAGGUGAUGGAUCAGACGUAUAUGACCAGGCCCUUUGGUUUGGAUGAAAUCACCAACCUUCGGGAUCUUAACCCGUCCGAUAUGGACAAGCUCAUUUGCAUCAAGGGUCUUGUGAUUCGCACGACACCCGUCAUCCCAGACAUGAAGCAGGCUUUCUUCCGAUGCAGCGUCUGCAGUCACUCGCUCCUAGUCGGGUUAGAUCGAGGAAAGAUCAGAGAGCCUACAGAGUGCCCGAGACAGUUGUGCAACUCCAAGAACUCCAUGCAAAUUAUCCACAACAGGUGUGAGUUCGAGGACAAGCAAGUUAUUAAACUACAGGAAACUCCCGAUGCCGUGCCCGCUGGACAGACGCCUCAUUCCGUGUCCGUUUGUGUCUAUAAUGAGCUGGUAGAUUUCUGCAAAGCCGGUGACCGGGUCAAGAUUACUGGUAUCUAUCGCGUAAGCCCAGUCAGGGUGAACCCGCGCCAACGCUCGGUCAAGAGCAUAUUCAAAACCUUUGUCGACGUUGUCCACAUUGCCAAGGUUGAUAACAAGCGAUUGGAUAUGGAUCCUUCAACUCUCGACGAGGACACCAAUGACCCGGAAAAUAACAUCGACGAAGUCCGAAACAUUACCCCCGAAGAGGAGGAGAAGAUCAAGGCUACCGCUGCUCGCCCUGAUAUAUAUGAGCUUCUCUCUCGCUCAUUAGCCCCCUCUGUCUACGAAAUGGAAGAUGUGAAGAAGGGUAUUCUCUUACAAAUGUUUGGAGGAACAAACAAGACUUUUGAGAAGGGAGGUAGCCCGAAGUACCGAGGAGACAUUAAUGUCUUACUAUGCGGUGACCCAUCGACAUCCAAGUCUCAGUUGCUCAAGUACAUCCAUAAGAUUGCCCCUCGUGGUGUGUACACUAGCGGCAAGGGAUCAUCUGCAGUCGGUCUUACUGCGUAUGUUAGUCGUGACCCCGAGACGCGGCAACUAGUGCUUGAGUCUGGUGCUUUGGUCUUGUCUGAUGGUGGCGUCUGCUGCAUCGACGAGUUCGAUAAGAUGUCUGACUCUACUCGCUCUGUUCUUCACGAAGUUAUGGAGCAACAGACAGUCUCGGUGGCCAAGGCCGGUAUCAUCACAACAUUGAACGCCAGAACCAGUAUUUUGGCGUCGGCCAACCCGAUUGGAUCUCGAUACAAUCCUGACCUGCCUGUCCCGCAGAAUAUUGAUCUACCACCUACAUUACUGUCUCGAUUUGAUCUCGUUUACUUGGUUCUUGAUCGUAUCAAUGAGUCGACUGAUCGAAGGCUGGCCCGGCAUUUACUGUCCAUGUAUCUGGAGGACAAGCCCCAGUCUGCCUCCUCUAACGACGAAAUAUUGCCUGUGGAGUUUUUGACUUCCUAUAUUUCAUACGCCCGUACGCACGUUCAUCCGACGCUAUCCCAAGAUGCCUCGCAAGCUCUGGUCGAAGCGUACGUGAACAUGCGUAAACUAGGACAGGACGUUCGUGCGGCGGAGAAGCGCAUUACUGCCACGACUCGUCAGCUCGAAUCCAUGAUCCGUCUUGCUGAAGCACACGCCAAGAUGCGUCUCGCCCCUGUAGUCACCAAAGCCGAUGUCCUCGAGGCGGAGCGUCUUAUCCAAUCAGCACUCAAGACAGCAGCUACCGACUCUCAAGGUCGCAUUGACAUGAGCCUUCUCACCGAAGGCACCAGCGCCGCAGAACGUAAACGCAAAACAGAGCUCAAAGCAGCAGUUUUGCAACUUUUGGAUGAGUUGACCAGUGGAGGACAAAGUGUACGAUGGAGUGAGGUUAGCAGACGAUUAAACGAGGGGGCAAGCAUUCCUGUCGAGCCUGCCGAUUUUGCUGAGGUGAUGAGAGCGCUUGAAAUGGAUGGUUCUAUCACGAUUAGUGGUGAGGGCGCAAGGAGGAGUGUGAGGCGGAUGACGACUGUUGCGUGAAGCUGGUAAAUCAGGGAUAAUAUAUGAAAUGCUACUCUGAUAUAUUGCAUGGUGGGGGUUCAACUUGGCUGGGCACUUUGCCUAUACUCGUUGGCGUCUUGGGGAUUACCUAUGGAGUAGGUAUCGACUACUUUAGGUAUUUAUGACGGGUCAGGGGCAUGAUAUUAUGGAUUUAGCUAAGUUGAAUGAAGUUAAUGAUGGCGCUGAUCGAUAAAGAAAUGGAAAUAGGAAGUAAGGUACCUUGACCUAAUAGUUGUGUGCCUUGAAAGCAUGACUGGUUCCAACCAGGUAUGUGCCAGGAGUAAGUGCUGCGUACAGAUGUAGGUUAUGUAUGUAGACAACACCACGAAUAUGCAAAAGAUGCAGAAAAUGCAGAAAAUGCAGCUCCG
This is a messenger RNA of Hypoxylon fragiforme, 3618 nucleotides long. Its product is annotated as cell division control protein 54. The coding region runs from base 185 to 3229 and encodes 1014 amino acids. Gene Ontology annotation, cellular component: nucleus; MCM complex. The record is from RefSeq and is a predicted model, not a curated record. Gene Ontology annotation, biological process: double-strand break repair via break-induced replication; DNA strand elongation involved in DNA replication; mitotic DNA replication initiation. Gene Ontology annotation, molecular function: ATP binding; single-stranded DNA helicase activity; single-stranded DNA binding. The transcript is spliced from 3 exons. NCBI's taxonomy places the organism in Eukaryota, Fungi, Ascomycota, Sordariomycetes, Xylariales, Hypoxylaceae.